Ordospora colligata OC4 is the source of this 846-nucleotide messenger RNA. Its product is annotated as Cdc50-like protein. The record is from RefSeq and is a predicted model, not a curated record. Gene Ontology annotation, cellular component: Golgi apparatus; plasma membrane; endoplasmic reticulum. Bases 1 to 846 code for a protein of 281 amino acids. The transcript has a single exon. NCBI's taxonomy places the organism in Eukaryota, Fungi, Microsporidia, Ordosporidae.
AUGAGUUUUCAAGAGCAUAUUUCCGCAAUAAAAAGACACUUUUUGACCCAGAAGCUUGAUGGAUUUUACAAGCCGAGAUCAAAAGGCAAGCACAUUCUUGCUUUUUUGUUUGUUGGCGCACUGAAUAUUAUAUUUGGGAGCAUAUCGACAAUUUUAUACAGUGGCUUAUUUGAAAUAAGCAUACCUUACACACAAGAUACAGAUAUCAAAGCAUACUUGCCAAGUGGUAAGAUUUACCUAUUUUUAGAGAUGCAUGAUUUUUACCAAACAAACCUGAAAUACAGUAAGAGCAUAAGCCAUGAUCAGCUAAAGGGAGAGCGGCCAAAAAAUCUCAAGGCAACAGAACCUUUAUCUUACGAAGGAGAAAGAGUGAUAUAUCCGGCAGGAAUCCUUCCAAACAGCUUUCCACAGGAUAGCUUUGAGAUUAUAGGAACUGAAGUAGGAACUGAGGAUAUUUCGUGGAAGUCUGAAAGAGACUCAAUAAAGCCAUCGGGAUAUACACGUGAUGAGGUUGCUUCACCGCCUGCAUGGCCGGUUUAUAAAGAGAUCCCCGAUCUUCAUCUCAACGAGAGGUUUGUAAACUGGAUUUAUAUAUCUCCAUUCCCAAGUUUUAGGAAGCUCUGGGGUACUGCGUAUAUGGAUCAAGAAGGAGAUUACACACUGAAAAUCACAUCUAACUUUCCAUAUGGAAAAAAAUACCUUACAAUUGCACAGUCGUCGGUCAUUGGCACAAAGAACUACUUUAUAUCUGUUGGAAUGUUUUUUAUUGGAUUGGUAAUGAUUUUGGCUUCUAUGCUCAUGUAUAGAUCAUUCUUGCAAAGUGAACCUGAUGAUGUAAUAAAUUAG